Labrus bergylta (ballan wrasse) is the source of this 4076-nucleotide messenger RNA. The record is from RefSeq and is a predicted model, not a curated record. Lineage: Eukaryota; Metazoa; Chordata; Actinopteri; Labriformes; Labridae.
AUGAGCCCUGGCAUCAAACUCAUCGCAGAGGUGGAGUUCUCGUACCCACCUUUGUUGCCCGAUGAAGGUCACGACAGCAACCUCCUGCCCGAGGAGUGGAAGUACCUCCCUUUCCUGGCUCUGCCUGACGGAGCGCACAACUACCAGGAAGAUACGGUGUAUUUCCACCUUCCACCGCUCAGUGGAGACAUGAAGUGUGUCUACGGAGUGUCCUGUUAUCGACAAAUAGAAGCAAAGGCCCUGAAGGUCCGACAGGCUGACGUCACCCGAGAGACGGUUCAGAAGAGCGUGUGCGUCCUCAGUCGAGUGCCUCUCUACGGUCUGCUUCAGGCUAAGCUGCAGCUCAUCACACACGCCUACUUUGAGGAGAAAGACUUCUCACAGAUCUCGAUUUUAAAGGAACUGUACGAGCACAUGAACGGCUCCCUGAGGGGCUCCGCCCUAGAAGGCUCACAGGUUUAUCUCGGGUUAUCACCAAGAGAUUUAAUACUACACUUCAGACACAAGGUUCUCAUCCUUUUCAAGCUCAUUCUGCUGGAGAAGAAGGUCCUGUUCUAUGUGUCGCCGGUCAACAGACUAGUAGGAGCACUGAUGACCGUUUUAUCGCUGUUUCCAGGUAUGAUCGAGCACGGCCUGGUGGACUCGUCUCACUACAGGCCAAAGAGCAGCGUGUCCGAGGACCUGAGUCUGGUGGAGAGCGUCUCAGGAGCCGAGGAGUUCGUCUCCGUGUCAGUCACUGACAUCACGCUGGAGGGGGAGGAGCCAGUCCAGCCCACUGCAGAGUCUCUGUCCUCUGGGAACAGCACAGAGGACAACCACCUCCUCAAGCCCCCGUCACGCUCCUCCCCCGAGUCCUCAGAGAGCGACUGGGAGACCCUGGACCCGAGCGUGUUGGAGGAGAGCCCCCUGAAAGACGCAGCCGAGGGGAAGGAGGCGGGGUCUGAGCUCAGAGACGCCUUCGACUCGAAGCCGGGGACGCCCAUCACUGUGCAGCCGCAGUCCGCCAGCGGUCAGGGAGCGGUCGUCCAGGGUCUGGUGUCCGGUCUAGAGGAGGACCAGUACGGCCUGCCACUCCCCAUCUUCACUAAGGGUUACCUGUGUCUCCCCUACAUGGCCCUGCAGCAGCAUCACCUCCUGUCAGAUGUGACGGUGCGCGGCUUCGUCGCCGGGGCGACAAACAUCCUCUUCCGCCAGCAGAGGCACCUGAGUGAUGCUGUCAUUGAUGUUGAAGAAGGUAGCAUCCAGAUCCAGGACCCCGAGCUCAGAAAGAUCCUGAGCCUGACGACAGCAGACCUGCGGUUUGCUGACUACCUGGUCAAACAUGUGACGGAGAACAGAGAUGACGUUUUCCUGGACGGGACGGGCUGGGAGGGCGGAGACGAGUGGAUCAGAGCGCAGUUCACCCUCUACCUCCACUCUUUACUCUCCUCUGCAAUUCAGGAAGAUAACGAGAGACUGCUGGCGGACUACGGAGCGCCUUUCGUCUCAGUCUGGAAGAUCUCUCACAACUACAGAGUGUGGUACAGCAACAAGCACCCCGCCAUGGCUGCCAUCACACCGGGACAUCCGUUCCAGGGUCAGUACAGUGUGGCCGACGUGAAGCUUCGACUCUCACACUCCGUGCAGAACAGCGAGAGAGGCAAGAAGAUCGGGAACGCCAUGAUGACAACUAGCCGCAGCGUGGUGCAGACGGGGAAAGUAGUUGGUCAGUCAGUGGGCGGAGCUUUGACCAGUGCCAAGUCUGCCAUGUCCUCCUGGUUCUCCACGCUGGCUCCGCCUGCAGCUGUGACUCCGCCGGCCUAUCCAGAGACCGCCGUUGAGGCAAAACCCUGAAACCAAACCUCUCCACUCCACUUCUCUCUGACUUUGUCCUCGUCCUCUGAUCCUCCGGCUGAUGUGAGGCCUGAGGCUCAGCGGAGCGAGAGCUGCUCUUAUGAAGGAUGUGAGCAGAAAAUGAGUCAUCUUCAGAAUCAAGGAGUCUAAAAAUCAAACCUGGUAAGACACUCAGGACAGGAGGCGUUACGCUAACUGUACAGUCCCCAUCCACUGUGAGGCAGAAACUGCCGACGAUAAGGAUCAAAACACGGAAAUAUUGGCAGGCUGCAGCGUGUGUGACUGUCUGUUUGAUCUGGACGCUUUCUUGUUAGACACUACAAGAUGCUGUCGUUGGGUUUGCGGUGUUCACUCUUUGCUGCAUAUUUCUAGAGUUUGUGGAUAAAACUGUUUUACUGAGAUAUUACAAAUUUUAAUCAGUCUGUCACAGGAUUUCACAAAGAAGCAUGAGCUGAUACCUCUGAAGAUUUGAAUGGUUUAAUUUUAAAUUUGUCUCAUGUUCAGUGAUACCUCUGUGCUUACAUUGUGGUCGUCAUGGUAACAGCAUUACUUGCUCUGUGAGAUGUAACUGCAUGAAAGUACCUUCCUAUAUAAAAAAAAAAAAAGGGUCGUCAGUGUUAGCGCCUUAAUCAUGAUGUGGUUGAGACCUGAACAUUACAGAAAUGCAUUCUUUUUUUUAUAACAUUAAUCACUUGCCUUUUUGUCCCUUUCGGCACACCAUAGUUAGCGUCUUCCUGCUCUCACAGUGAUGGAAAAUAACGACCCAACUGUGCCUUUGAAUGGCCCAUUUUACUAUAAGAGCUCCUGGACCUGAAUGGUUGACAAGUCCAAAGUAAUAUCCACCUUUUGACAUCAAACACUUUUUUACUGUUCCUUUUAGCAGAUUUCAUGACUUUUUGAUCUGUCAAGACUUAUUUUUUGUUUUUAAAUUAAUGUCGUACUUAAUCUGCCCAAGAGUCUUUAUUUACCCUUAGCUUAAGACAGUUCAUGUACAAAAAUAUGAUAAAUAAAAGCAUGAACUUUAAAAGAAAUGAAAAAUAAUGGAAUUCCUAACAUGGGAUUAAGAAUGUGAUUAAUUGUGAUUAACUAUUAAAAUUCAGCGAUUAAUCAGGUUUUUUAAAAAUGUACCGUUUGACCGUCCUAGAAAAAAUACAUAAAACAAUCCAAGCAACUUAAAUGAGUCUGUAGGAAGCUUUUAUAGAUAAUGUUGUUUCAUUUGAUGAUAAUUUACUGUUAUUUGCUUCAUUUUGACAGUCACUGAGCUAAAGCUGACAAAACAAUCUUAUUUUGUUAGAUCAUUUAAAUAUCGUUUAUACAGUAUAUAUACAGGUUUACUGUAUAUUGGCGCCCCCUGUGGACAAACAGAACAUUUCACAUUUGAAUGCCGUACAGGUAAAUGCUGAGAUCAACAUCAUAAUCCCUCCACCUGAAUGCUGUUACUGUUACAACCACAAUGUUCAUACUUGAAUCCUUGUGUACCUGAUUGUGUGCAUUGAUAAACGUGAUGACCCUCCCCUUAAUCUGUGAAGGAAACCUGCACCCUGCUGUGUGUUAUCAGGGUGCCAUUAUCUCUCACCCAGGCCUUUUUGUACUGUCAGAAACAUAUAACAUAUUGGGAGACCUAUAUUUAGUAAAUCUGAAGCUAGUUUAAAGUCAGAUCUCUUUAUUUAUUUGUCGUGUACUCUCAUUGAUAUCCAUGUAUCGUCAUGACAACACUGGAACAAGUCCUGAUCUGUGGACCACUGUGUGUUUUUGCACAAAGCAGCUCUUCUAUUCUAUUUCUGUGGAUCUCUAUCUUGUAUACGUGUCAGUUUUGAGGUGUUUACAGGAUGUUUUUCCCUCCAUGAUACAAACAUUCAACAAGAGUUGAAUGAAAGUGGUCCAGUGAGCAUGCUCUGUCCAGUCCAGAUUUACAGCUGUAACGAGUGUCAUCUUUCUCUUUCAAACUUUUCACGUUUUCUUUUUGUUGUCAUGAUUUUAUCUUUCUUUCGCCAUCGACUAAUUUCUGGAAAUUUCUGUUGAUUUCUGGAUUAAGUUUGAUUACGAUAUCAGCUGUUAAAAGCUGUUAUGUUUUAGUUUUUUUUUAUCCUCUGAUGAUGCUUUUUUCAUUUUCUAUUUAAAAGAUUUGAAUGUAUGGUGAAUUGAAAAUUCACACAAUAUUUUCUUGACAGAUGCUUUUAACGUAUUUGAGAAGAAAGUGAUACUAUAUUAUAUUGCUGUAUUAAAAAGGAAUUAAAAACACA